Amphimedon queenslandica is the source of this 987-nucleotide messenger RNA. Its product is annotated as proline-rich protein 5-like. The coding region runs from base 88 to 855 and encodes 255 amino acids. The transcript is spliced from 7 exons. The record is from RefSeq and is a predicted model, not a curated record. Gene Ontology annotation, cellular component: TORC2 complex. Gene Ontology annotation, biological process: TORC2 signaling. NCBI's taxonomy places the organism in Eukaryota, Metazoa, Porifera, Demospongiae, Haplosclerida, Niphatidae.
GCCACACCCCCCAGAAAGAAUGCUGUUUAGCUGACCCUCCUCUCACUCUCUCUGUCUCUCCUCCAUCCUGCUCCUCUGCUUCUGCUCAUGACACAGAGAGACCAGAGCGUUCCUUUUGGCUACGCAUUAAUCAACCUUUCCGAACAAGAAGCGAGACAGGUCCAAUGGCAGGCUGAAUUAAAGGGAGAAGACUGGAGCGCUGUUCAGAAUGUCCUGACAAGAUUAUUUCAGCUCAGAAAGCUGCCCGAGCUAGCUACAGAGCUUCUACCGAUAAACGAGAGGCUCCUUAAAUUAUCAAAGUCUGGUGUAGGAGCAUUCUUAAGUGAAUUUUACCAGGAGCAGCUUUUGAAGAAAUGUAUGAUUAUCCUAAGAGAAGACGUGAGAGAAGAAUCAGGUCAGAUGUUGCUUGAAAAGUUAGGUCAUGUUUGGGUUCAAUUCUACACAUCAAUACUACCGACAUUGCAAGCUUUCUUCGCCCCUAUACAGUUUAAAGGUUUAUCAAUUCGUGCACUGACUCUCAUUAGCUUCCGUGACAUUGUCCUCCUCAAAACCAGCAUUGAGGAUGCCUUAGACAGCUCUGUCUCAUCAUCUAUUCCUGUCUCGCCAGAAAUAAAGCAAAUGUUGUUAGUUCUUCAGAGCGUCCAUAAAUCGCCACCCACCGAGCAAUUCUAUGAACUACAGAUUCUAGUUAGUAAAGUCGUGCAACCUUAUCUAUGUAUGGAAUACGGACCAUGCCAAGUGGCUGAUUCAUUUGCUAUGAAGCGUCAUCACAGUCUUGGCGGACUCCAUGAUAUGAAAGUCAAAACUCCCGACACUCCAAAUACGCCGUCAAGCAUAAAAUCUCUUUUUGUAUAAAAAUGAGAAUUAGCAUUAUUAUUAUUAUUAGUAUGAAAUACUCAUUAUUAUCUUGUUUUUUAGCAUAAUCAAUGUUACAAUAAAAAUAAUAUUAUUCAUGAAUUGUGCCUAUUAAAUCUUCUGUUAUGAAUU